UAAAAGAGUACGGCAGUUGAGGUUUGAAGCCAAGCAGGCAAGGUUUCAGUUUGAAGGUUAAGCAAUUACAAUUAGAAUGUCAUCGUUUUCUUUCGCUCCCCCAUUUUCUCCCUCUCUGCACUGCUCUACAAUCGUUCAUUCCCAACAGAGCUUCAACCAAGCUGCCACUUCCGUCCUUCUGAAUCGGAAUCUCUUCCCGAUUUCUGCUCAUUUUUCUAGCAUCUCUUCACGCAGACGCAGGUUUCACGCCAACUCUGUUCGCUUAGGCGCCGAAACUGAAGAACCUCUAACUCAGCAUUCGCCCGAAACUAAUGCAGUUUCCAGCAAUGGAAGCAAUCUUUCUACAAGUUUUCUAUCUUUUCUCUGCCCCUUGCUCAAGCUUUUCGCUGGAGGAGAUCCUUCGAGAGAGAGGAAUUUCACUUUGGAGGUAGCCACAUCUUCCUUAUCUACAUUGGCAAGGCUUCCAUGGGGCUCAAGAACAUUGUCGGAUAAUUCUCACAGCAAUAGGAAUAUUAAUUUGGAACCUACGUUGCCUUUGCAACUCUAUGAAUUUGAGGCAUGCCCCUUUUGCAGGAGGGUUCGAGAGGCCUUGACUGAACUGGAUCUUUUAGUGGAGCAUAUUAUGCAGGUUUAUCCUUGUCCUAAGGGUUCCAUUAGACACCGGAACAUAGUUAAGAAAUGUGGUGGCAAAGAGCAGUUUCCUUUUCUUAUUGAUCCAAAUACCAAUACUUCACUGUAUGAAAGUGGUGAUAUCGUGAAAUACCUCUUUCGCCAGUAUGGAAAUGGUAGAAACCCCUCAACGGGGCUUUUAGGAAGUACAUUGUUUACGGGGUGGAUGCCAACAGUUCUUAGGGCUGGCAGAGGAAUGACAUUGUGGGAAAAGACCUCGACAGAUCCACCGCCGAAAAAGCUGGAACUUUUCUCAUACGAAAACAAUCUGUAUGCUCGAAUUGUGCGCGAGGCAUUAUGUGAGUUGGAGCUUCCUUACAUCCUUCAUAACGUGGGAGAAGGAUCUCUACGGUCAAAGUUACUUCUUGACGUUUCCGGAUCAAAAGAGGUGUUGUCAAAAUUGAAUGAAUGUCGACCUCAUGAAGGUGGUUAUAUUCUUUCCUACGUGCUCUGAAUUAAAAAUGGAGUUGAGAAACAGAUCGAUCCCAUCUCAGAAUUGGAAUUGAGAUUAACCCAACUUCAAAUAGUCUAUGAAACUAUUCCCUAGUGGGUGUUUCAUUCACCUCUUCAUUGAGAACCAUCCCGUUUCCAUAUCUUUGAAAAACCUCAACUUGAAAAUAGUCUUGGAACUUACCACCAAAACAAAAAUUCAAAUUAAAGUAUUCCAGCUUCCUCCUUGUACCCUGUUCCAAUUUUAUCAAGCUUCUUAAGAGACCUUUCCUUCCGAAUAUCUAAGUUAUAUAGUCCCAUCGAACUCUUAACAUUUUAUUCAGCUAAAUGAUUAAAAUAUUGAGAUUUGUAUCAAUUUAAAUUUUAAACUUUGGGGCUUCUUCAGAGAAGAUUACGGAAGUCCGGCUAAUCCUCAUUUCCAAAAAGCAUCACUCCUAUUCAGGUUGUAUCAAUUUAAACCCUAAACUUUGAUAAGUGUAUCAAUUUAAACCCUCUAUUAUGUUUUAUUUAGAUAAACAUCGUGUAAGAUUUGUAAUUUUAUCAAUUAAAUCUUUAAACUUACACAAGGGAGUCAAUUUAGACUCUCAAUUAA
Molecule: messenger RNA, 1711 nt
Organism: Benincasa hispida (wax gourd)
Lineage: Eukaryota; Viridiplantae; Streptophyta; Magnoliopsida; Cucurbitales; Cucurbitaceae
Source: RefSeq, a predicted model, not a curated record